Messenger RNA from Mya arenaria, 803 nucleotides. RefSeq lists its product as uncharacterized. The coding region runs from base 113 to 724 and encodes 203 amino acids. Lineage: Eukaryota; Metazoa; Mollusca; Bivalvia; Myida; Myidae. The record is from RefSeq and is a predicted model, not a curated record. The transcript is spliced from 8 exons.
UAACGUUUUGAAAGACAGGGAAUAUAAUAAAAACAGUGCGAUGGAUCAAUUAUUUUAAAUGUAACCCUAAAAGACAUAACAGGAAAGGGAUCUUUGAUAGCAUUUUUCCAAAAUGAAAAGACUUGGUCGCUGUCACGUACUCAUUGUACUGCUUAUUAUUUUGACCAUUGGAAUAGAUGAAAGUGAGGAAGUCUCCUUCGUCGUCGAAGAUAGGGAUGGAAAUUCUAGCCUUACAGCCACCGUGGAUGUUGACGUUUCAACAGACUGUGAUAAGGUCUUCCUUAUUGUUGUGACUGGAACAGGACCGUUCAAUAACGUUAUAGCUACUGGCAAUACAGGUGGUGCCUUUACCACUGCCGUAGAUCCGGAUGAGAAACUACAGUGUAACAUGGCAACUAUUAAAACCAAUGCGAUAACGUCGUACAACUUGUCAAUAACUAUCACUGAUUUUGGCGACUCAACGGCAACCACCAAAAAUGUUACCGUGACUGUUAAAAACCUCGUUAUACCAAACAUCGGCACACCAUGUACGGUGACAUCAGACUGCAACACGACAACAGUGGCGGGCACAGUUUGUGACACAAUAAUGUCUCCCCCAGUGUGUAAGCUAGCGUUAGGUGCAUUCUGUACCGCAAGCACUGACUGUGUGUCCGGGGCUGUUUGCGGAACGGGGUAUACAGCAGAUAUUUGUCUGUGUCUAGAAGAUGAAAUCUCCUCUCGAUGAGGCUUUCGUUAAGUGAUUAUGCCUUAAACGGGUUCACUGCCAUCCUGUUUUAUAUAUAGAUGACUGUACAAGAGUAGAG